AUGACGGUGACAGCUGGGGGCAGCGGCUUCCACCCAAGACUCCUACUGCCUACCAGUGGUGUCAGCGUCCAUGAGAGGGGCAAAGACCCUGGCUGGGCCUCCAUCAACAGGGGCGUGCUGAUCUGUGAUGAGUGUUGCAGCGUGCACCGGAGCCUGGGCCGCCACAUCUCCAUCGUCAAACACCUCCGCCACAGCCCGUGGCCUCCCACCUUAUUGCAGAUGGUACACACCCUUGCCAGCAAUGGGGCCAACUCCAUCUGGGAGCAUUCCCUUUUGGAUCCUGCUCAGGUGCAGAGCGGCCGGCGAAAGGCCAACCCUCAGGACAAAGUCCACCCCAUCAAGUCAGAAUUCAUCAGAGCCAAGUACCAGAUGUUGGCAUUUGUUCAUAAGCUACCGUGUCGGGACGACGAUGGGGUCACCGCUAAAGACCUCAGCAAACAAUUACACUCCAGUGUGAGGACCGGCAACCUGGAAACCUGUUUGCGCCUGCUGUCCCUGGGGGCCCAAGCCAACUUCUUCCAUCCCGAGAAGGGCACGACACCCCUGCACGUGGCCGCGAAGGCCGGACAGACCCUCCAGGCAGAGCUGUUGGUGGUCUACGGAGCUGACCCAGGGGCCCCCGAUAUCAAUGGGAGGACGCCUAUCGACUAUGCCAGGCAGGCUGGGCACCAGGAGCUGGCAGAACGGCUGGUAGAGUGCCAGUACGAGCUGACCGACCGGCUGGCUUUCUACCUCUGCGGCCGCAAGCCGGAUCACAAGAAUGGGCAUUAUAUCAUCCCCCAGAUGGCGGACAGCCUGGACCUGUCGGAGCUGGCAAAGGCUGCAAAGAAGAAGCUUCAAGCGCUGAGUAACCGCCUGUUCGAGGAGCUCGCCAUGGACGUCUACGACGAGGUGGACCGAAGGGAGAACGACGCGGUGUGGCUGGCCACGCAGAACCACAGCACCCUGGUGACCGAGCGCAGCGCCGUGCCCUUCCUGCCCGUCAACCCCGAGUACUCGGCCACUCGCAACCAGGUGAACGGCUGA
Molecule: messenger RNA, 1026 nt
Organism: Gracilinanus agilis (Agile Gracile Mouse Opossum)
Lineage: Eukaryota; Metazoa; Chordata; Mammalia; Didelphimorphia; Didelphidae
Product: ARF GTPase-activating protein GIT1-like
Exons: 10
Coding region: 1-1026 (341 amino acids)
Biological process (GO): brain development; regulation of ARF protein signal transduction
Molecular function (GO): GTPase activator activity; protein binding
Source: RefSeq, a predicted model, not a curated record